GCCGCCGCCGGGGGAGCCGGGCACGCCGCAGGCGCCGCGCGGCGAUGCGGGGCCGCGGCGGCGCCGAGCCCUGACUAAAGAUGGCCGCGCUGCCCGGUGGGAACAUGGCGGGGGGCGGCCGGGGGGCGCGGGUGGUGCUGCUGCUGCUGCUCGGCGGCUGCCUGGGCCGGCGGCCCCCGGCCGCCGCCGCCGCCGCGCCGCCCGCCGCCGUCGUCCCCCCGCCCUCGGCGGCGGCGGCGGCGGCGGAGGAGACGGUGAUCAUCGGCCUGCGGCUGGAGGACACGGACGACGUCUCCUUCAUGGAGGGGGGCGCGCUGCGGGUGAGCGAGCGGACGCGGGUGAAGCUGCGGGUCUACGGGCAGAACAUCAACAACGAGACCUGGUCGCGCAUCGCCUUCACGGAGCACGAGCGGCGGCGGGGCGGGCGGGCGGCGGCGGGGGCGGCGGGGCGCGGCGGCGGCGGGGGCGGCGGCGGGGCGGCGGGCGGCGGCGGCGGCGCCCCGCAGCGCUGCGGCAUCCGCACCUCGGACAUCAUCAUCCUGCCGCACAUCGUGCUCAACCGCCGCACCUCGGGCAUCAUCGAGAUCGAGAUCAAGCCCCUGCGCAAGACGGAGAAGAGCAAGUCCUACUACCUGUGCACCUCCGUCUCGGCCCCCGCCGCCGCCGCCCUGGGGCCCGGGGCCGCCGGGGGGCUGGCGGGCGCCGAGGGGCCGGCCGGGCCCCCGCCCUGGGGCGAGACCACCUGGAUCUACCACGACGGCGAGGACACCAAGAUGAUCGUGGGCGAGGAGAAGAAGUUCCUGCUGCCCUUCUGGCUGCAGGUCAUCUUCAUCUCGCUCCUCCUCUGCCUCUCGGGCAUGUUCAGCGGCCUCAACCUGGGCCUCAUGGCCCUGGACCCCAUGGAGCUGCGCAUCGUGCAGAACUGCGGCACGGACAAAGAGAAGAACUACGCCAAGCGCAUCGAGCCCGUGCGCCGCCAGGGCAACUACCUGCUCUGCUCCCUCCUGCUGGGCAACGUCCUGGUCAACACCACGCUUACCAUCCUGCUGGACGACAUCGCCGGCUCCGGGCUGGUGGCCGUGGUGGUCUCCACCAUCGGUAUCGUCAUCUUCGGCGAGAUCGUGCCGCAGGCCAUUUGCUCUCGGCACGGCCUGGCCGUGGGCGCCAACACCAUCUUCCUCACCAAGUUUUUCAUGAUGAUGACCUUCCCGGCCUCCUACCCUGUCAGCAAACUGCUGGACUGUGUCCUGGGCCAGGAGAUCGGCACGGUCUAUAACCGUGAGAAGUUGCUGGAGAUGCUGCGCGUCACCGACCCUUAUAACGACCUAGUCAAGGAGGAGCUCAACAUUAUCCAGGGAGCCCUGGAGCUGCGCACCAAGACCGUGGAGGACGUGAUGACUCCCCUCCGAGACUGCUUCAUGAUCGCUGCCGAGGCUGUGCUCGACUUCAACACUAUGUCUGAGAUCAUGGAGAGCGGUUAUACCCGCAUCCCCGUUUUCGAGGGUGACCGCUCCAACAUCGUGGACCUGCUCUUCGUUAAGGACCUGGCUUUUGUGGACCCCGAUGACUGCACUCCGCUCAAGACCAUCACCCGCUUCUACAACCAUCCGCUGCACUUUGUCUUCAAUGACACCAAGCUCGAUGCCAUGCUGGAGGAGUUCAAGAAAGGCAAGUCUCACCUGGCUAUAGUACAAAGAGUAAACAAUGAAGGAGAAGGGGAUCCUUUUUAUGAAGUCCUGGGAAUUGUCACUUUAGAAGAUGUGAUUGAAGAGAUCAUCAAGUCUGAAAUUCUGGAUGAAACAGAUCUAUACACUGAUAACAAGACGAAAAAGAAAGUAGCUCAUCGGGACAGGAAGCAGGACUUCUCUGCCUUCAAGCAGACAGACAGCGAGAUGAAGGUUAAAAUAUCACCGCAGCUCCUCCUGGCAAUGCACCGGUUCCUGGCAACAGAAGUAGAAGCAUUUGGUCCAUCCCAGAUGUCAGAGAAGAUCCUUCUCAGGCUGCUAAAACAUCCCAACGUCAUCCAGGAGCUGAAAUACGACGAGAAGAACAAGAAAGCCCCAGAACACUACCUCUACCAGCGAAACAAGCCUGUCGACUACUUUGUUCUCAUUUUACAGGGGAAAGUGGAAGUGGAGGCUGGGAAAGAGGGGAUGAAGUUUGAAGCUGGUGCUUUUUCCUACUAUGGGGUGAUGGCCCUCACAGCAUCGCCAGUUCCCUUGUCCCUGUCUCGUACCUUUGUUGUCAGCAGAACAGAGUUGUUAGCAGCAGGUUCUCCAGCCGAAAACAAGUCUCCACCUCGGCCCUGCGGCUUGAAUCACUCAGACUCUUUAAACCGAAGUGAUCGCAUUGAUGCAGUGACACCAACGUUAGGAAGCAGCAACAACCAGCUGAAUGCAUCUUUCCUCCAAGUGUAUGUUCCGGACUACUCAGUGAAAGCACUCACAGACAUUCAGUUUGUCAAGAUCUCAAGACAGCAGUACCAAAAUGCCCUGAUGGCAUCCCGGAUGGACAAAACACCUCAGUCCUCGGACAGUGAAAACACUAAAAUCGAACUGACUCUUACGGAGCUGCAUGACGGUUUGCCGGACGAGACAGCAAACCUGCUGAACGAACAGAACUGUGUGACUCACAACAAGCCCAACCACAGUAUGCACAGUGAAGGAGCCAUCUAGGAGCUGACUCCCCACAACCCACCCAUCCCAUCUCCUCAGCAGGACCAGCCCUUGCUCCUUCCUGCCUCCUCCCCGAGUGUGAACACCGUUAAUAUGUGCUUGCAACACUGUGCUGCAUCCAGUGUUCUGAGACCAAAGACUUUUGCGUCCGUUCUGGGAGCAGAAGAGGAAGAAACAGGAAGAAAGGAGCAAAGAGCAAGAGAGACUAAAGCCCCAAGCGUACUUUGGGAAUGGUGAGCCACCCUUGAGAACGAUGAAAAUACUUCUUGCAAAGUAGAAUCAUGUUUAUUUUUUAUCUGUAUUUUUGAUCCUUGUUGGGUUUUUCCUCCUCAAACACAUAUGGAGAAGUUUUAAAGCUCCUCCAGUUAUUUUUUCAAGAGAGAUCAUGUUUUUAAAAAGUAUUUUGCAGAGUUUUAAAUUGUUUCUGUCCCUCCCUAACCUCAAAUGGGCUCUGUCGUGGUUUUGUGAAUUUGGCUCCAAUGUCCUUAGGCCUCUUUUCACCUCUCUCUGGUCCUUUUUGUUGCCCUGUUGAAGAAAUCAGUAACUGGUACUUGUAUGUUAUUUGUGUCCUAAGAAUGAGCAAGCUUCAAGGAACCUCUGGUUUCAGCCACCUGGAGGGCCAAGGGAUGAGUAUUAUUACAUUCUUCCAGUUAGUUUCAGGGAAGGUGUGGUUACUUUCAUAUUUAAUGAUCUCUCAAAUUUCAGAAGGUUUCUUUGUAAAACAGGCAAAAGCAUUGUUACACUUACAGUUUUGUAACCUCCAAAAACUUUGUGUAUGUUGAAGAUGAUACUGGGGGGGAAGGAGUUAAUUAGCACAACUGCAGUCUCGUGAGAUGAAAGCCAGGUGUAAUUUUCCCUGGUGAAGUAACUGGAUGAUUUUUCAUUGAUGUUCUUGACAAUGGCAUGGUGAAGUAAUGUGCGCACCCCAAAAUGACAAGCUCUUAAGCACUAAUGUGCUGUAGCGGUCUGCACAUCAUUAGCUUGGCCAGAGCAGAUGUGCAGUCUUUGCUAAAUAACGGAGAACAUCAGUCCCCGUCCCCCCCUUCAAUCUCUAGUAUUAACACAAAAGAUGCUGCUACAAUUACGCCCAAAGUACGUCCUCCAGGUGACAGUAAACCUCUGCCAGUGCAAGGAUGGACUCCGCUGAGGAGCCGGGACCAUCCUCUCCAAGAACAGACAAAACUUUCCGGACGCGAGUGUAUUGCACUUCAGGGAUUCGGAGAGGUUCGUUUCCAUGCUGUUCCCAGCCACAUUCCUUCCUUUGAGUGGAUUUAGCGCGUUUACUUCUCUCUUGCCCCGUUUAACAGCCAUUUUAGGGAUUACCAUGGUAGCUAAGCAGAGAGCCUCCCACCCAGCUGCCACUAGUGCAGGGCACCCUGUGUUGGGCAGCAGAAACCAAUUCCUCCACCCCAAAAACCUGAAUGCAGACUGGGUGCAAGCAAGAGGCACACAGUGGCAGUUGUGCAUCACACAUUUCCCCACUCCCACAGAUGGAGUCUUAAGUCCUCAAAUGAAAAAAAAGUCGUGUGUCCCCCCCUUCCCUGAUCCUCUCUCCUUCCAGUGCUGUCUCAAACAAAAUGUGAACGUUGCCCUCAGUAUCUUGAGUGAUUAAUAAAUCAGGCAUUGCGGUUCUCUCUGUUUCAAGGUCCUUCCAUGGCCCCUGGCUAUGUAGCAUUUCCCUUCCUUUCCUUACACCCAGAUAAUCUCAUCUGACCCUCAGAGAAGCCCCCAGCCCCACAUGCAGCUGCCAGAGCUCUCUGUGCCUGCAUGCCUGCCCUGUCUCUCCUGCUCGCUGGCUGGGGAAGGCACUUGCCGCAAGUUCCCGCGGUCCGUCUUUGCGAAUGGUGGCUGGAAAGGUGCAAUAUUUUGCUGCAGGAUCUCCCUGCAAGAAAUUGGAGUGUGUGGUGUCAGAGCCGAUUGGGUCUGCGUGUAUCUCCUCCUCUCUCUUUCGGCUUCAGAAAGCACCCCGAAUUUUUGCUGUCCUCCCUGAUGGGAAAGGUGCACUUUUUCCUUGGAGCAACCCAUGAGGAUGAAGUCCCCACAAGGGGGCAUAGAAAUUGCACAGUAUCUAACUUGUGCAGCCAGGGAGGAGGAAACGGGGCCCCCAAAACCUUACUCUUACAUUUAGCUUUUUAUGAACUUUCUUUGAGUCCCAUCUAAAAGCGUUUCCUUAGUCUCCAUCCUCGCUCUGAUGCGCACCAGCCCGCCACCACUGAGAGCACACGGCUCAGCAUUGGCACAGGCUGACUUAAGCCCUGCUUGCUCCCGGAGAGCUGCCAAUAUUGCACCUUUCUCGCAAAGCAAAAUGUUGAGAUGUUACAGUGUUUGUCCUCGGCGAGGGACUCGCCUUGCCAGUUUUUAUCUAGCGUUGCUGAAUGUAAAAGUUUGUCGGAAGUGUUUGACACGGUGGUGAACUUGAGAUGCAGUAUCCGUUUUGUCAAACCUGCCGAAGGAGGGGAGGCUCAAGUCAAGGCAGCUCUCUCUCUGGGACGAGGUUGCUUGCUGGAUCUGACUUCUGCUUCUUAUGGCAGGUUAUGGAUUUGUUUGUGUCUGUUUCCCUUUUAAAAAAAAAAAAAAAAAAAAAAAAAGCAAAAAAAAAAAAAGCCAAUUUUUCCAACCAAAGCCAUGUGAUCCCAAAGCAAAUACCUCCUGCUUCUGCCCAUGCUGCACUGUUCCAAAAUUUCCAGGCGAUUUUUUGCAUGACUGUUUUUCAUCACUUGUACAGAUCCAAUAAUGGAAAGUGAAAUAAUUUCCAUAAAAAUAGUUGAUUAUAGAUGUGUUUCAUAUGGAAAAUAUGUACCUGACCCAGAGGGGUUAGGAGCUGCUACUACUAAUUAGCUUGAAGAACAAAGCAUGGUCCUCUCCCCGGAGGGGAAGAAAUCCAGUCUCCCUGUUCUCAGGGUAUUUACAGUUUUACUGUUUAACAAAUGCAAGGGGUUCCCAGCCUUCGUGGUGGGAACCAUCACAAGCAGAGGAGCCCAGUGCCCAGCUCAGGAUCACUUCUGAGCCUCUGGACAGCGUUUGCCGGCGCCGGGGCUUGGCUCUCCCAACUGCAGUGGAGAUGCCAUGGCGUCUGAGUCUGCCCUUGCAGCGAGUGUCCUGCCAGAGCAGGUCUGCUUUCUCUGCCUCGCUGGCUGCUCGCCUGCAUUCAGGUGGGCCCAGAUGCCAGGUGCCGUGCCGUCAGUGCCAUAAGGACGUGUGGCGCGGGACACCAGCUGGUGGCUUUGGGAAUCGUUGGACUUGACCUCAGACCUCGGCAAGGCUUUGACUCGUAGAAAGGAUACUGCAUCUUCCUAUGUCAGCUCCUACUGCCGCCUUUGUUCCCCUCAUCCAUCUGCCUCUGGGUGCAGGCAGAGGGGUGGACGAUGGCCUGUUGGCCAGGGGAGGCUGGGAGGGCAUCUAGCCAUGGUUUCUACUGUCAAUACAAUUUUGCACAAGAGUUCUUUGAAGUGAGGUUUUCAACACUAAUAUCUUAAAUGCACAACUGUGAAUUAUAACUUUUACACUCCUGUUGGUUGAAUUUCCUUUAAAUGAAAUGAACCUGAAUCUGUUGUAACUAUGAUUUAUUUUUUUUUUAAUUCUGUGUAUUGCCAAAUCUUUGUAAAGAGUGAAGGUAUGUUCUUGCUUUCCAAUGAGAAUCUUUCUCCAAACGAGACUGACUCUGGUGACGUGGAGAUCAUACGAAGCACGCUAGUUCUGAGUGGAGAGGGGCUCAGGGUGGGCUUAGCAACCAACCUCGGCCUCUCUGUAGACCCCAAGCUCAGACCCUCCAGAGUUUACAAAGCGCUUGUUGUUUUAUUCCCAGCUUGUCCACUCCCUGAAAUCCCUGUGCAGCUGAUGGCGGCUGCCCCAGAGGAGCUCAGGACCGGGUAUCCCGCAGAGGGAUGAGGGAUGCUGGCAGGGUGUCCAGGCUGGCCGGGGAGCAGGGGCCCCGAGGCUGGCGUGGCAGGACGAGGUGCUUCCCCCAUCCAGUUGCACCUGCAGAGUGAGCUCCACGAGGCAGGUCCUUCCACUGCUCUCCACUUCUGCUCUGAACCUGUAGUCAUGUGUCGUUCUCUCUUAUGCUCUUUGUGCCCCCACGCAUGCUCCUGCUCCAGACUGAGCAGGGACGGGAUGAUGCCGAGACCUGUGCGGGGCAGCUGGAGCUGGAGUUGACUGCUCAAGGCUUGCAGUUCUUGGGCCUCGUUGGAAGAGGGGUCAGCCACUCAUUCACAUUGUGCUCACUGUUCUGUUCCUCCUCUCUUCUCCUGGACUUACUCCCCUUUUCCUCACCACAGGGUUAUUUUUUUUGGUUUUUGUUCUUCUUUUCUUUAAGUGCCUUUUUGUGCGGGUGGAGCUGGCAAGAGUAGGAGUCUCAGGAUAUGGCCCUUUGCACUCACCUCAGACCGAGAGAAAGCUCAGGGGGACCAGGGCGAGUUGCCCGUGAUGGCCCACUGACAUCGCCUAUUGCUGCUUCUCAGUCUUUAGGGCCCAGCUCAGAUGAGGAUGGGAUUUUGGCACCGGUGGUGUCAGGCUCUGGCUCAGAUCAGCUCAAAGAAAACCAAAGAGGUUGCUUUGUGCGAGGGGCUGCUUGGGCAGCAGUGGUGCUUCCUGUGAUCUCUGCAGAGCUCAGCCGAGGGCCGUGGGGGUGUGGAUGGCAAAGAGCAGCACUGUCUCCUCACGAGCAUCCCUGUGUAAGUAUCCUGUGUGAUGGAGAACACAGCCGCGUUCUCCAGGACCCCUUGGAACAUACAUCUUCCUUGUGCUGAAAUACACUAUCUAUAGAAAUCAUUCCCACACGAAAGAUGUACCAUAUUUUAUAUGCUAUCUAAUACACACGUCUGUGGUUUUAAAACUAGUACCUGUGUACCAGUUGUCAAGUUAUCCAGUGUCUGGAUUACCAGUAGUAAACUGGGGCUGGGGGGUGGGGAAGGAUGCUGCAGAGAGUACCUCUUGUGAUGCUAACUUGACGCUUCAUCCCAAAGGUGUCUGACCAGCAUUGAGGGAUUCCUGCGUUCAUGCUGUCAUGUGCAAAGCUGGCACAAAGCAGAAAACCAGCAUGUGCUGAAAGGCUCGGUGUGAUACAGACCCAGGCUUGCUGCCCACCCUGCUGCCUGGCUCUACACUGGGGCUCUAAAUAGACCCAAAGAAGUACUUGGUCCUUGGAUACUGAGGGUUGGUUUGGCCCAACGGUGAAAUGAUGAGCUUAACUAACAUGACUGAAAGCUGGGCAUCUUUUCAUGGCAGAGGAGAGAGCAGCCUUCAUCCUGACUUGACCAGCAGAGAGGACAAGUUCUACACUACAAGCUGGGCUGGGAAGCCGCCCUCGUCCCUGCUCUGUUGUUAUACUUGGUCCAUCAGUUGCAGGUCUCUUGUCGGUGUGAUCUCUGUGGCGAUACUGGCCUCACUCCCAUGCAUCAGCAGCACAGGGGGCUUGGAGACAUCCAUGGCUUCCCGCAGAGCCCCCCAGACAGUCCUGCUCGGUGACUUGCUGUUGUCCUGGAGCCUGGCUUCAAGCUGGGUUGUGUUCCUCCGUGGUUAGUUUCACGGCUGCAUCCUUGAGGCCGUGUCCAGGCAAGGGGAUGCUGUUGCUGUGGGUCCAAGGCGGUACAGUUGAGCUUUUGGGUCUGAUUGUGCGUAUUUGUGUUUCUGUUUAGAAGCCGGAUGCUGAGCCUGGGGAGGCCAGAGCAUUCCCUAGGAGAAAGCCUGGGAUGCCAGGUUAUCCCAGGGCCCUUCCCUGAGCUGCAGGGAUAGGAAGGGGGUGCUGGAAAGCUGCCUCCAGCCCGUGGCACGGUACAGGUGCUGGAGGGAGGCAUUUCACAGAUCGGUAGUGCUGAACUCCGUCAAAGUGACAUCUUGUUGUUCUUGUUAUCCUGAGGUCAGGCUCUGUAGUGGUUCUGCACCUUGGAAAUACGGUACUGAAAGCUGCUGGUCUUCUGUCUCCAGCUGAAAAACAUCUUUCUGCUCUCUCCUGAGGUUUCUCGUUUGGGCCCUGUUUUCCUCUGAGCGGGGCCGAUCACUGGGAUCCUGCAGAGGACGGUGCCCUGGCUGUUCUCACCCCUCCAGCGCAGAUUUCUGGCUAAUGAAGUGCUUGAUGUUUAAUCCUCCCCCGAGUAGGAGAGGUUUGGCCGUUCUUGACAGAAGCUGCCUGUCAUAGAGCUGGGCUCAAGGUUUGCCAGCUGUUGUGAGCCAAACAAGUGCCUGAAACGUGCAAAGGCUGCAGGUGGCUCCGAUGCUCCACAGGUGGAUUUGAUCUUUCUGUUGUCUUCUCCUCCUGGAAGCAGUGCGGCAGUCAGUUGAUAGCAGGGUUUGUUGGGGAGGAAGGGCUUGUCCCAGUAUUUAGUGCUUGGCGGAGCAGUCUAGCGUCCUAUUUCAGCUGUUUGGAGACCGCAAAGCUUUAUAAAAGGAGGUGUGUUUUUAUCCUCUGGGCAUCACUUUUGUACCAAAUCCUUCCAAGUUGAAGUGAGAAACUUGUAAGUGUCAGAUGAGAUGAGUAGCCUGGAUCAUAGGCCUUUAGGUGGAAGUGCCAAUACUGAAUGCAUGCCUUCUGGAUUCGCCCAAAUGUCAAUGCGGGAGGGUGGAGGGGACUCCCGGUGAGCUCCUCUGUUCUCAGAAGUGACAGACUGGCCGGGCCUAGAUCAGCUCUAGCAUCAUCCCUGCUUUAAAGUCUCAGGUCCCGGCAGGCUGGGCUGGGCUGGUUUGGCCGGCGGGUUUUUACCCAGGGUACGCGCUCUGUCCUUCUGCAUCGUGCUGGCUUGAAUUCAGCAAUGUGGCUUUCUGCGGCUGCUGCUCUCGCGUCGGCCGUGGCUGUUCCUCUGCUCUUCUCGCUGCGGUUUGGUUGAGCGUUCAGGAAGGCGAGAGAAGGAGGUGCAGCAGUCAGGAGCCGGCGACGCUGUGGCCGUCCUGUCUUCAUUCCUCACACUAAGGGUGGGAGGUGCUGCUCAAGGGACUCUGCCUUCCUCGCAGACCACGUGAAAUUUGGAGAGUGGAAAUCCACCAGGACCCCAGCACCAGUGCUCCGGUCCCAUUUGAUCCAUGUUCUCACGAGCACAAGGGUGGCUUACGAGCAGUUCAGGGUCAGGCCCUGCUGAGGCACCUCAGAGCUCUUGGCGCGUGCUUUCUCCAGCACAUGUAGCUGCAGAGCCAACCUCGACACCUGAUCACAGGGCAGGUGCCCGGAUGCCAAACUCAUUGACUCUGAAAAGCCACAUACUUGAGGAGGGUUCCUGGAAGCCGUGAGCGGCUGGUGCUCAGCAGCCGGAGGUCUCACACCAAACCUUUCUCCCGCAGUCGGGUCCUUCCUGGCUGCCCUGAGCCUCCUCCCGGCCGCCGCUGGCUCGGCCUGGAUCCCCCCCUGCUCAGAAGCGUGGCGGCUCUCCCUCCGCAGUGCGUUUUCAUGGCUAUCUGAACCCGCUCAGCCACUCCGGCCGGCUCUUCCCUGUGUCUUAUUUGCCAUCAUACAUGGUCUUUGCGAAUUGUAUCAUAUUGUACAUGACUUCGGGUUUCCAGAGUUGUAGUGUUCUGACUACAGUAUUUCCAUGUGUGUAUAUAAACCUGAAUAAGCACAACUGAAAUCCUGAAUGAAGUGUAUACGUUUCAUAUACUGAUUGUCAUACAAAUGAAUUUUAUAAUUAUUCCAAUUUUGUUGUAGAUUUCCAAUCUUUCCUAUUUAUUUUGUACCAGAUUUAUUUGUAUAUUUUGUGAUUUUGUUUAAGAGCAUUUUGUUUAUUUCUAUUCUUUUUAGAUAAAUGAUGAUUUUUUUUCUGUUGAACAUUCCAGUUUAUGCAUUUUUCCCUCCUCCAUGCUCCCCCUUCAUUUCCAAGGGAUGGAUUUUGACAUGUGGGUGGUGGGGCUGAUGUUGGUGAUCCUGGACCCAGAUCUCUGCUAUUGGCACAUCAGCGGUCUUUAAUCUCCACUUCAGCUGUCAAGAGCCAUGGAGAGGCUGGAUCCUGUUCCCCUUAGAGCCAGGUCUUGCUCUUCGCUGUGGUGGGUCUGGGCCCGUAAGUCCUCGAGCCGGGGAGGUCUGUGACCAGGAGCUGGGAAGCUGGUGGCAACGGCAAGCAGCUGACUUUCUGAAGUUCCCUCAAGGGUGAGGGCCUUUUUCUUCUGCUAAUAAAAACCCCUUAUUUACAA
Messenger RNA from Aquila chrysaetos chrysaetos, 10787 nucleotides. RefSeq names its product cyclin and CBS domain divalent metal cation transport mediator 2 (gene CNNM2). NCBI's taxonomy places the organism in Eukaryota, Metazoa, Chordata, Aves, Accipitriformes, Accipitridae. The record is from RefSeq and is a predicted model, not a curated record. Gene Ontology annotation, molecular function: magnesium ion transmembrane transporter activity. The transcript has 8 exons. The coding region runs from base 81 to 2675 and encodes 864 amino acids. Gene Ontology annotation, cellular component: plasma membrane. Gene Ontology annotation, biological process: magnesium ion homeostasis; transport.